CUUGUUUUAAGAUUCAUAUUUUCGUACCACCAACGAACGAGUCACCUAAAUCACCCGAAAGAAAACCGAUGAGUGAUGAUGACUGGUGCUUUCUUUUUAUUAGUUAGUUCGAUCGAUCAUACGCAUUUUGGCGUUGGACAAUAAAUUCACUUAAUUCAGUAAGCUUGCUCUCUAAAACUGCCAUGGAUUCAGAGACUCCAAAAACCCUAGAUUCAGAGACUCCCUCUUCUUCUUCUUCUUCUUCUUCUUCUUCAAACUAUGGCGAUUGGAAGCAGCGCAUCUUUUUUCCCACCCUUCUCGCAGGGUUUGUUGGGGGAGGAGCUGGGCUAGUGUCCAAGUAUCGGAAAGUUCAUGGCCUGGCGAACAUUUCUGCAACAUAUGCUGCAAAUUUAUCCAUUGUCACUGCUUGCUACUGUGGAGCACGCGAGUUUGUUAGAGUUUAUCGAAAGUCAGAACCCGAUGAUCUUAUGAACUCUGCAAUAGCUGGGUUUGGUACCGGAGCUAUUCUUGGACGCCUUCAAGGUGGGCAGCUCGGCUCUGUUAGAUACUCGUUGAUGUUCACCGUCGUUGGGACAACAUUCGAUUAUGCCACUCUCAAACUAAGACCCACUUUCAGAAGCUACAAGGAAUCGGUAUUCGAGGAAAGUCGUAAUUGGAUGAAAUUACCGGAAUGGUCCCCUAUCCAAGUUCUUGAUGAGGAAGCUUUGGCUGCUAAACAAGCUCGGGAGCAACAGCUGUAUGCACAGAGGACACUUGGACAAUUAAACAAAAAGGAACCUUGAGGUUUUUUUUCUUUUUUUGGCUUCUUUCUUAUCAGUGAGAUUAUACCAUACGGUGGGGAUUAUGAUAAUAAGAAGAGAAUGCUAAUAUUUGUCAAAAAACGAAGGAAACAAAAAUCUUGUUGCAUGUUCUGCAUUACAUUUUUCUUCGUUGAAACAGUACAAAUUAUAUUUAUAAUCUUAAUGUUGCUCUAAUUUUCGCUGCUUAAUUCCAUAUUUUUUUCUUUAUUUUAUUUUAGUUGGAGAGUAAGAUUAGGCUGAGGGAUAGUAGUGAGAUGGAGAUUGAUUAAUAUUCGGCCUAGUUUGAAAUUAUUGUAGCAGUGUAAUGUCAACUUUGCUUAUAGAAAAAUCGAAAUAAAUUAGGGGAUGUUUGGUUA
Momordica charantia (bitter melon) is the source of this 1156-nucleotide messenger RNA. Its product is annotated as Mitochondrial import inner membrane translocase subunit Tim17/Tim22/Tim23 family protein. The record is from RefSeq and is a predicted model, not a curated record. Gene Ontology annotation, molecular function: transmembrane protein transporter activity. Lineage: Eukaryota; Viridiplantae; Streptophyta; Magnoliopsida; Cucurbitales; Cucurbitaceae. Gene Ontology annotation, biological process: protein insertion into mitochondrial inner membrane. Gene Ontology annotation, cellular component: TIM22 mitochondrial import inner membrane insertion complex.